Messenger RNA from Aphanomyces astaci, 2815 nucleotides. RefSeq lists its product as hypothetical. The record is from RefSeq and is a predicted model, not a curated record. Bases 48 to 2759 code for a protein of 903 amino acids. NCBI's taxonomy places the organism in Eukaryota, Oomycota, Saprolegniomycetes, Saprolegniales, Verrucalvaceae. Gene Ontology annotation, molecular function: snoRNA binding; protein binding. Gene Ontology annotation, cellular component: Pwp2p-containing subcomplex of 90S preribosome; small-subunit processome. Gene Ontology annotation, biological process: maturation of SSU-rRNA. The transcript has a single exon.
CGUUGGCCAAGUCAAGUUGCAUUGAAGCGAGGACAUUUGCAUCCUCCAUGAAGUCGUAUCUGCGGUACUCCGCCGAGAGUUCCUUCGGGGUCGUAUGCAGUCCCAACUCUCGAUGUGUGUAUGACUUGACGGGCCAACUGGCCAUUUGUGGCGCGCUCAAGAACGUGAUUGUGUGGAACAUCCGCACUGGCGCCAAAGUCCGCGUCCUGCACGGCGACAGCGAGACGGACACCGCCGGGCAGGUCACGGCGCUGUCUCUCAGUCCUGAUGGUGCGUACGUGGCCACAGGUUACUCGACGGGCAUCGUGCGCAUCUUCAAACUCAGCAAUGGCAACGUCGAGGUCACGUUGGACGGGCACAAGAACGCCAUCGAGAGCUUGGCCUACGGCGAGAACGGCGCGUUGUUGGCGUCGGGGUCCCGCGACACCGACAUUAUCGUGUGGGAUAUCGUCAGCCAAUCCGGACUGUACCGUCUCCGCGGCCACAAAGACGCCGUCACGGCGGUUGCGUUCCUCGACAACCAGCGCACGCUCGUGUCCACGUCCAAGGACACGCUCAUGAAGGUGUGGGACCUAGAUACCCAGCAUUGCGUGCAAACGUGUGUGGGUCACCGGAACGAAAUCUGGUCGCUUGACACCCACGAACCCACGCACCGCUUGCUCACGGGCGCGUCGGACAACCUCCUGCGAGUAUGGGACACAUCGGACGCGGCGUCUGUGCAGCUGCUCGGCACCAUCCAGCGCCAAGCCAACGACCGCGCCAUGCUGGUCCAGUACAACUCCACGGGCACGUUGAUCGGAUGCCAAGGGUCCGGGAAGACGCUGGAACUGUUUCGCAUCCGGUCUGCCGACGAACAGAAGAAAAAGGCACAGCGCAAACUCAAGCGCGUCCGUGAAAAGGCCCGCAAACUUCAAGAUGGCUCUCAACCAGCCAUCGCUCCUGAUGACAAUGACAAUGACGACAGUGAUGUGAACCCGAUUGCAAACGAAGUCGAGUCGGUGUGCGUGAUUCGCUGCAGCGCGAAAAUCCGGUCAUUUGCGUUCAGCCCCGACGCCGCCAAAGAUGGCACGACGUCGUUGCUGGUCACGUUGCACAACAACUCGCUCGAGACGUACGCGAUCGUCCCGCACGCCGAAACCGUCGACGGCCGCUUCGCCAGAGUCCAUGCGCUCACACUGCCAGGCCACCGGUCCGACGUCCGGCAGGUGACGCUGAGCUCGGACGACGCGCUGGUCCUGAGUGUCUCAAGCGGCGAAGUCAAAGUGUGGAACGCGCAGAGUCUCCAGUGCGUCCGGACGUUCACCGACUUUUCCCUUGCGCUGUCGGCAGUGUUUGCCCCGGGCAACAUGCACGUGAUCGUGGGGACCAAGGGCGGCAGUUUGCACUUGUUUGAACUGUCGUCGGGCGAGUGCAUUUGGAAAAAAGACGACGCGCACGCGGUGGGGUCGGCCAUCUGGUCGAUCGACGUCCGCCCGGACGGCAAGGCGGUGGCCACGGGCGGCGCCGACCACGUCGUGAACUUUUGGGACUUUGAAAUGACCUCCGAGUACACGCAGACGUCGACGCUCAAGCUCGGCCUCGUGCACGCGCGCAUGCUCAAGAUGGCGGACGACGUGCUGUGCGUCAAGUACUCGCACGCGUCUGACCCGCGCAAGCUGCUGGUGGCCGUGGCGCUGCUCGACUGCACAGUCAAAGUGUUUUACGACGAUUCGCUCAAGUUCUUCUUGUCGUUGUAUGGCCACAAGCUGCCCGUCAUGUCAAUGGACAUUGCGUCCGACGACACGCUGCUGGUCACGGCCAGCGCCGACAAAAACGUCAAGCUGUGGGGGCUGGACUUUGGAGAUUGCCACAAGAGCAUCUUUGCGCACGAUGAAGCGAUCAUGGGCAUCGCGUUCGUGCCGCAGACACACUACUUUUUCACAGCGUCCAAGGACAAGAGCAUCGCGUACUGGGACGGCGACCACUUUGAGCGCAUUCUCAAGCUCACGGACCAGCACUUUGGCGAAGUGUGGGCGCUGGCCGUGAGUCGCGACGGCAGCUUCGUCGUGUCGGCAUCCCAGGACCGAUCGCUCGUCAAGUACUCCCGUGGAGAGGACCAAGUGUUUGUCGAAGAGGAGAAGGAGAAGGAGCUAGACACGCUGUUUGAGAGUGACCUCCAGCCCACCAACACGGCCGGCCCGACCUUGGGCGGCACAAGCGUCGCCGCCACCGACGCGUCUGCGACUGCCGGCAAGCGCACCGUGCAGACCGUCAAGUCGGGCGAGCGGUUGAUCGAAUCGAUCGACAUUGCCGACCGCGAACUGCUGGCGCAGAAGAACAGCAAGGACCCGCACGCCGUGUCCACCAACUUUAUGCUGCUUGGGUACUCGCCGCUCAAGUUUGUCCUGCGCAGCGUGCGGGAGAUUCGCGCCAACGAGAUGGAGGAGGCACUGAUGGUGCUCCCGUUCGAGUACGUGAAGAAGCUGUUGUCGUACCUGCUGCAGCUCAUCGCGGCGGAGAUGGAGGUGGAGAUCUGCUGCAAUUGCGUGCUCUUCUUGCUGCGGGUGCACCACCACCAGAUUGUCACCAACACGAGCCUCCUCGGUGAGCUGGACACGAUGUGGGGCUCCCUCCGGGCCCAGCUGGUCUCGUCCAAGAACCGUAUUGGGUUCAACUUGGCGGGUAUGAAGUAUAUCAAGCGACAGGUCGACCAUAACAAAACGGGGUACGUCGAGGAGUUGGGGGGUGUGCCGUCCGCCGCCAAGAAGAGCAAGAUGUAGGUACACGCAGGUGUAGCAAUAAUAAUAACCACAACCAAUACUAUAGUAUCUCGAGG